Molecule: messenger RNA, 2740 nt
Organism: Erpetoichthys calabaricus (reedfish)
Lineage: Eukaryota; Metazoa; Chordata; Cladistia; Polypteriformes; Polypteridae
Gene: tent5aa
Product: terminal nucleotidyltransferase 5Aa
Exons: 2
Coding region: 363-1568 (401 amino acids)
Biological process (GO): mRNA stabilization
Molecular function (GO): RNA binding; poly(A) RNA polymerase activity
Source: RefSeq, a predicted model, not a curated record
AGACUUUAAUACACAGAUCUGCUAAAGCUCUGGAGACUGGCUCGACUGAUGAGGAGGAUUUCAGGGUGCAGCGCUCAGCAGCAUACUUCUAACUUUCAACAGGGCAUUAAGUCACUUUUAACUACAGAGCUGUAAAAAUACGUUUAAUAAAAUGGAGAAAUGCAUUUUUAAGUUGCACUAACGGUGAAGAAUAAAUGGUGCAUUCAAAUAAAUAGACGUGCACUUGAAGCUACGGCGCAACCCUGCUGGCAGAAUUAACUGCACUUUGUUUUCUGGCCAUAUUUACAGUCUAAAGCUUUAAGACCUGGGUCAGCAUCACGGCAAGUCGUUUUCCUCUUGGUAUACUUUAAUACUUGCUCACCAUGGCCGAUGAGGAAAAUGCCAACACUGGUGAGCACAGCGCUGGCACGGACAACCCAAAGUUUAAUGUGUUGAACUGGGAACAAGUGCAGCGUCUGGAUAAGAUACUGACUGAGACAAUUCCCAUUCACGGCAGAGGUAAUUUCCCCACUUUGGAAAUGAAACCCCGGCAGAUCGUCAAAGUGGUGCGAAGCCGACUGGAAGAAAAGCGGAUCACCGUGAGAGAUGUGCGUCUAAACGGAUCGGCUGCAAGUCACAUCCUGCAUGAGGACAGCGGCUUGGGCUACAAGGAUCUGGACCUGAUCUUCUGUGCCGAACUCAAAGGCGAAGCCGAGUUUCAGACUGUCAAGGAUAUUGUGCUCGACUGCCUUUUGGAUUUCUUACCUGAGGGAGUAAAUAAGGAGAAAAUCACACCUUUAACUUUAAAGGAAGCCUAUGUGCAAAAAAUGGUGAAAGUCUGCAAUGAUUCAGACCGCUGGAGCCUCAUUUCCUUGUCUAACAAUAGUGGCAAAAAUGUGGAGCUGAAGUUUGUUGACUCUCUGAGGAGACAGUUUGAGUUCAGUGUGGACUCGUUCCAGAUCAAGUUGGACUCCCUGUUGUUCUUCUAUGAGUACUCUGAGAACCCCAUGCGAGAAAGCUUUCAUCCCACGAUCAUUGGCGAAAGUGUAUAUGGUGAUUUCCAGGCAGCUCUCCACCACCUGUGUCACAAGAUCAUUGCCACCAGGAACCCAGAAGAGAUUCGCGGCGGUGGGCUUCUUAAAUACUGCAACCUUCUGGUAAGGGGUUUUAGGGCUGCCUCAGAGACUGAAAUCAAGUCCCUCCAGCGCUAUAUGUGCUCCAGGUUUUUUAUUGAUUUCUCUGAUAUUGGAGAGCAGCAAAGGAAGCUGGAAUCCUAUUUGCAAAACCAUUUUGUUGGAAUGGAAGACAGAAAGUAUGACUAUCUGAUGACCCUUCACGAGGUUGUGAAUGAAAGCACAGUUUGUCUGAUGGGGCAUGAGAGAAGACAGACUCUUAACCUUAUCACCAUGCUAGCCAUUCGUGUCCUGGCAGAACAAAACAUCAUCCCCAAUGUAGCAAAUGUCACCUGCUACUACCAGCCAGCUCCAUAUGUGGCAGAUGCCAAUUUCAGUAAUUACUACAUUGCACAAGUUCAGCCCGUGUUUGCUUGCCAGCAACAUGCUUAUUCAACCUGGUUGCCGUGUAAUUAAAAAAAAAUGGCAAAAAGAAAAAAAAAAGAAAAAGAAAUGAAAAUAAUAUGAUAAGGGAAGUUUCCUCUUUAUGUAACAUAGGAGGUAAAUCCUUCAAAAAUUAUGUGUUCUGGAUGAUUGAAGAUCUGCUCCAGCAAUCAUGUCUGAAAGAAUGUUUAUGUUGUAAACGAGCAUGAUCUAAAGAAUAGGAAAAGUGGAAUCAGCUCCAGUGAAAUCUGUUUCUAAAUGCCUAGAGCUUUAGCUUUUCCUGACAGAGACACUGGACAGCUCUGUGACAUAUGGGUUAGUGAAAACUAGCAGCCAAGGGUCAUAACCUCUGCAGAGGGAGACCCGAGAUGCCAGACAGCUUUUCAGUUUGUCAGUUUUAAAGGAAAAGGAGAUUGGAGGGGCAAAUUAAUCAUGUCAAGUUGAAACUGAAAUAACAGCAAAAUGCUGGAGUUAUUAGAAGAACAAGGUUAAGUAUCUCUGCAGUUCAGAUUAACUGUUCUGCUUAGAGAUGGACCAUUACUUGUAUCGGGUCAAGACAAGUGCCAGUCAGAUUAACUCCAAAGGCAUCAGGCAGGCAUGUCGAAAUGCUGACUGGGUAUGUGGUCCCUGGUUUAAUUACUCCGAGGCAUCUAGGAGGAGACAGGGAGAGCUGUUUUAAUCUAAAAUGUGUUUACAGACCAAAGAUGAUUUUUCUUUUUAAACUUCCCACAGAAAUCAUGUAUACACAUGCAUAAAUAAAAGUGCCUAAUUCCCAUGAGGAGAACAGGGAUGAAGUAAAGAAAACCAAUACUGUACAUCCUUGUGUUUGUGUCUUAUCCUAAAUGUAAUGUGUCUGGGGCACAAGGCAAACAAUCCACAAAGCUUACAAAUGUGUUUAGUGAACAUCCUUCCUACUCCUCAUUUUUUUUUAACAUCAAUUAAUCGUAAAGAAUGAUCAUUGUUGUUUAUGUCCAUGGACUUGAGUUUACAGUAUGGUCCCGGAGUCAGCUGCACUUACGGAAAUGUUUUAUACUGUGUGAAUUAGUUGUUUUAAGAAAAGCCAGCUUAAAGCUUGUGAAUUGCUAAACAGAAUGUUGGCCUUAUAAAGUAUGUAUAUGCAGGAUAUAUAAAUGUGUGUGAAUUUGCGUUUACAUGCAAGCACUAUGUGAACUCCCAACAAUCCUGUGAUGGAAAAAACAGGAGGA